Molecule: messenger RNA, 2453 nt
Organism: Aedes albopictus (Asian tiger mosquito)
Lineage: Eukaryota; Metazoa; Arthropoda; Insecta; Diptera; Culicidae
Gene: Mys45A
Product: protein SDA1 homolog
Exons: 3
Coding region: 141-2402 (753 amino acids)
Biological process (GO): ribosomal large subunit export from nucleus; ribosomal large subunit biogenesis
Cellular component (GO): nucleolus
Source: RefSeq, a predicted model, not a curated record
GUCAGGUCACUCUUGCUCGGCACUGCAUGUGUUUCUCGUGUUUUUGCACCACUCGUUUGUUUCACGACUUCUUCGCGAACGGUUUUGUCGGGAGUUUUCGCUAAUUUGGAACCGCAUUCCUCGGGGAACACCUCGGGAAAAUGGUUCGCCACAACAACCAGCUGCCGGACAACCUCCCGCAGCUGCAGAAUCUGAUCAAACGGGAUGCGGAAUCGUACCGGGAGGAAUUCCUGCAGCAGUACCAGCACUUCCUGAGCGUGCUGGAAAUCUUCAGGUUAGAACCGGACAAGGAGAAUAAGAGCUUGUGCGAGUCGAUUAUGUUCUUGGCCCAGGUGGCACAAUGUUACGUAGAAGACUUAAAGACGUUCCCUCAAACGAUCGUGGAUCUACUGAAGACUCAUUCGACUACGUUGGAUCCGGAAAUGCGGAACACAUUCUGCCGGGCGCUUAUUUUGCUUCGCAAUAAGAAUCUGAUAUCACCUUUGGACUUGCUGGAGCUAUUUUUCCAAUUGCUACGCUGCCCGGACAAAGCUCUCCGGAAGUUCCUGGAAAAUCACAUUAUUACCGACAUCAAGAACAUGAACGCCAAGCAGAAGGAUAUGAAGCUGAAUUCUACUUUGCAAAACUUCAUGUACACAAUGCUGAAGGAUGCCAACCCGAAGGCGGCCAAAAUGUCCAUCGAUAUCAUGAUCGAGCUGUACAAGAAGCGUAUCUGGAAUGAUGCUAAAACCGUAAAUGUCAUUGCGACGGUCGGAUGCUUCUCAAAGGUCACCAAAGUGAUGGUGGCCUCGCUCAAGUUCUUCCUGGGAACCGAUGAAGAGGAGGAAAAAUCCGACGACGACAGCGACAAAGAGGUGGACCUGAAAGGAGUCAUGAUGGCCACCCGGGUCAACAAGAAGACCAAGAAACGCAAGAAGCAACUGGAAGCGGCGAAGAAGCUGUACAAUCAGGCCCAAAAGAAGAAAACCAAGGCGGUGUCGUUUAACUUUUCCGCCGUGCACUUGAUUCACAAUCCGCAGGGAAUGGCCGAGAGCCUGUUCAAGCAGUUGCAGGAUGGAAACGAGCGGUUCGAGGUGAAGCUGAUGCAUCUGGAUGUGAUUUCGAGGCUUAUUGGCAUCCACGAGCUGUUCCUGUUCAGUUUUUAUCCGUAUAUUACGAGGUUCGUCCAGCCUCACCAGCGGCAAGUCACGCGUAUCCUCCAGUUUGCAGCCCAGGCUUCGCACGAGCUGGUACCACCGGAGUUGAUCGAACCCGUGAUCAAGACCUUGGUGAACAAUUUCGUCACCGAGCGUAACUCUAGUGACGUGAUGGCCAUCGGCUUGAAUGCCUGCCGUGAGAUCUGCGUUCGGUGCCCUCUGGCGAUGAACGAAGACCUGCUGAGGGAUUUGACCAUGUACAAAAAUUACAAGGAAAAAUCCGUCAUGAUGGCGGCCAAAUCUCUGAUAUUGCUGUAUCGCGAACAGAUGCCGACGCUGCUGGCCAAAAAGGAUCGCGGUCGUCCGACUGAGGCGAGCGUUGAGAUAAAGCCCAAGAAAUACGGCGAAGUGCAAGCCGUGGAUCACAUUCCGGGUACGGAGGCCUUGCUGAAUGCUGCACCGGCGCUUGAUGUGGACGGGGAAGAGGAUGACGACGCUUCUGAUUCGGAUGGAAACUGGGUGGACGUUGAUAGCGACGAUGAAGUUAUUGAGGAGAAGAAGAAGGGCAUCACGAUGAUUAAGAAAUCAAAGCCUGAGGAAGAAGACGAAGAAGCAGAAGAAGCAUCCGACGAAGAGGAUGAAGACGAUGAUGGUGAAUGGGAAACAGAUUCCGAAGCCUGCAGUGAAGACAUCGAAGAAGAGGCAGAACCAGAGGAAGAACAACAGAAAGAAAAGCCGAAAUCGUCACUCAAACAAGAAGCUAACGCUAACAAGAAGCAACCUAAAAAUCGAAGUAAAUCAACAUCGAACUCUGCAGAACAGGAAGCUUCGGUUGGAACGACCUUAUCCUCCAAGGAAGCCAUUCAGGAGCUGGCUCUGACCAAAAUCUUCACCGAUGCGGACUUCCAGCGGAUCGAGCAGGAGCAGAUCAAGAAGAAGAUGACCCACAACACGCGAAAACGACAGCUGGAAAAGGAGAAGAGCGAAUUCGUCAAACUGGACGAUAUCGAGCUGAUUUACAAGAAGCGCAAAACGGACCGGGAAGCGCGUAUCGAGAGCAUGAAGAAGGGCCGCGAAGGGCGAGAGAAGUUCGGUUACAAGGACAACCGACACGAUCCGUUCUGCUCGAAGACGAACACCGAGAAGCGGAAGAACAAGAACUUCAACAUGAUCCGGCACAAGGCGCGCGGCAAGGUGAAGAAAUCGUUCCGCGAGAAACAGCUCGCGUUGAGGAAGCAUCUGACUCACAUGAAGAAAAUGAAGUAAAUCGGUACAUCUAUAAAUGUGUAUAAUGAACAAUACAAAAUGUAAUAAAUG